Molecule: messenger RNA, 7634 nt
Organism: Etheostoma cragini (Arkansas darter)
Lineage: Eukaryota; Metazoa; Chordata; Actinopteri; Perciformes; Percidae
Gene: kcna1a
Product: potassium voltage-gated channel, shaker-related subfamily, member 1a
Exons: 3
Coding region: 1184-2659 (491 amino acids)
Biological process (GO): potassium ion transmembrane transport; protein homooligomerization
Cellular component (GO): dendrite; juxtaparanode region of axon; membrane
Molecular function (GO): protein binding; delayed rectifier potassium channel activity
Source: RefSeq, a predicted model, not a curated record
CAAACGCCAGUGGAAUCCUUAAAUCCGGGAGUGAUGGAAUGAGAAGAGGAUUUAAUCUCUCACCAUAUGAUGGAUUGAUAAGAUAGUUUUUAUAAAUAAUUAAACAUCUCAGAUGUUACCCAAUGUAGAUUAGAGGUUUUGUUACAUGCUGUCCUUUGCAGUCUGAUUGCGCCAGUGCUGGCACACAAGCGCUCUUGUUUUUGUGGUGAGUGAAGAACUUCUGGCGACGUGCUUUAGUGGAGCCGGUCUGCAUUGCGUCGAAACCCCUCCAACUCCUCCUCCUCCUCAUUCUCCUGCUGCCUUUCCUCCUCUCUCCUCUCCCCUCCUCUCUUUUCCUCACCUCCCCUGCACUUGCAUGUAAAAUGCACAGAAAAACUUGCUUAACAUUGUGGAUAAAACAUCUGGACAUCGCUGCUGCACUUGACUCUCUCAACUAUCCGUUGUGGUUUCUUUUAUUCUGCUCUCCGAGCCGCGCUGAAACACAUUCUGCCCGUCAUCCUGUCGCAAAAAGCAGCAGGUUUCUGCUGAUGUAGUGUUGUCUGGAAAUGCCACGGGCUUGCUUAUUGCCCCUUAAUGUAUCGCCCCCCUGAAUUGCAGCGCAAGAUUUUUUUUCCUGCGGUAUAGGCUGUAAGCUAUCUACACCACCGUGCCGCCGUGCAAGCAACUACCGACGCUGCAGCUUUGCCUUUCUCUCUUUUCGCUCAUGUUUCAUCUCUGGCUAUCCUUGGUAGACUCACCUGAUUUUCAUUUUGUCUUAUCUAAUCUUGCUUUAUUAUCGUCUAAAGACAUCUUGAGGCACUUUGUGGCGGACACAGUUAGGAUGGCGAUGAGCACAGUAAGGCUCUAGGCUUUAUUUUUGGUAGGUGCAAUGUAAAGUUGCCACAUGACGCCCACUGCUGCCCUGCCGUUGGAUGAUUUUACUCGAGGAUAACAGCAUCCAAGACCUUCCAAGAUCAGCCCACGUGACAGAGGCAGCAGUAACAACAGCAGCAGAUGCACUGGCGAGCAGCAAUGGUCAAGUCAGCGAGAACCGCAGUAGAGCUGCACUGAGGCAAAGCAGCCAACCAGCCCUCUCAUAUCUGGGGACGUCUCCAACAAUUUAAGGGGUGUGGGAAGCUGAUGAGUGGAAAAUUUGCCCCGAACCUGAACUCCUCCUACUCAUCCCCCUCCACCUCCUCCCAAAAUGACUGUGGUAGCAGGAGAUAACAUGGACGAUACCUCGGCUGUCCCGGGCCACCCUCAGGACACCUACCCCCCAGACCACAAUGACCAUGAAUGCUGCGAGAGGGUGGUCAUCAACAUAGCCGGUCUUCGGUUUGAGACGCAGUUGAAAACUCUCUCCCAGUUUCCAGAGACGUUGCUUGGCAACCCCAAAAAGCGGAUGCAGUACUUUGACCCUCUGAGAAAUGAGUACUUCUUCGACAGAAACCGCCCCAGCUUUGAUGCCAUCCUCUAUUACUAUCAGUCUGGCGGUCGGCUGAGAAGACCAGUGAAUGUCCCUUUGGAUAUGUUCUCAGAAGAAAUCAAAUUUUACGAGCUGGGAGUGGAUGCAAUGGAGAAGUUUCGUGAGGACGAGGGUUUCAUCAGGGAGGAAGAGCGUCCUUUACCUGAGAAGGAGUUCCAGCGUCAGAUUUGGCUUCUCUUCGAGCACCCGGAAAGCUCAGGCCCUGCGAGAGGGAUUGCCAUAGUGUCUGUGAUGGUAAUCCUGAUUUCAAUAGUCAUAUUUUGCUUAGAAACUUUACCACAGCUGAAACAAGACACAAUUGGUCGAAUGAUAGCAGUUGGUAACACUACUGUUUAUUAUAAGCCAAAUAUCCUCACUGACCCCUUCUUCCUUAUUGAGACUCUCUGUAUAAUCUGGUUCUCCUUUGAGUUGAUUGUACGCUUUCUGGCGUGCCCCAGCAAACCAGCCUUCUUCAAGAACAUGAUGAACAUGAUCGACAUAGUGGCUAUCAUCCCUUACUUCAUUACACUAGGCACCGAGCUGGCCGAAGACCCAGAAAAAGAGGGGGUGGGGGAGCAGGCAACAUCUCUGGCCAUACUCAGGGUGAUCCGUCUGGUCAGGGUGUUUAGGAUCUUCAAGCUGUCACGACACUCCAAAGGACUGCAGAUUUUGGGGCAGACUCUCAAGGCCAGCAUGCGAGAGCUCGGAUUGCUGAUCUUCUUUCUGUUCAUUGGAGUCAUCUUGUUUUCCAGUGCUGUCUACUUUGCUGAGGCAGAGGAGGAAGGAUCCUGCUUUGGCAGCAUCCCGGAUGCAUUUUGGUGGGCUGUUGUGUCUAUGACAACUGUGGGCUAUGGGGACAUGGUCCCCAUCAGUAUAGGAGGCAAAAUUGUAGGAUCUCUGUGCGCCAUCGCUGGAGUGUUGACAAUUGCCCUCCCAGUGCCUGUUAUUGUGUCCAACUUCAAUUACUUCUACCACAGGGAGACCGAGGGAGAAGAGCAGGCCCAGCUGCUCAACGUCAGCAAUCCCAACAUCCCCUCUGAAACCAACUCCAGCCGCCGUAGUUCAUCCACCGUCAGCAAGUCAGAGUACAUGGAGAUUGAUGGAGACAUAAACAAUAGCAUUGACAACUUUAGGGAGGCAAACCUCAGAACUGGCAAUUGCACUAUAGCUAACCAAAACUGUGUAAAUAAAAGCAAGCUGCUUACAGAUGUUUAGACACUAGUCAGUAUUGUUGGGAUCUCUAUGGGACUAUCGUAUGUGGAGUAGACCAUCAGUUAGGAAUGCUUUAUUAAACUCCCCAAAGCGCUGUAUGCCAUUAGGCCUACAAAUAUGCUCAGCUAUAUAGAAAGGAAACAGAAAAAUCAACGCUCUUAGAGAAUAUGACAGGUAGAUAGAAUAAUUAAUUCUUCUGUUCCUACAAAUAUAUAGGUACAUCAAAAAGAAAACGUCAACUAUUACGCAUAUACACAGCUCCCUGGAGGAUGCAGCGCACACACUGUCCUGUCAGAUGACGGUGUGAUUUUCAAAUCUUAUGCAUGGAGUACAAAUAACAUUUCAGCAAGUUGCACAAUGUACCAGAAAAGUCUGCAGAGACAUGCAAGCACCUGCAGCCAAGUGGUAAGCACCCAGAAGUUAGGUGACCCCUGCUCCCUCCUCAUCGCCCCUCUCUCUUCUCUCCCUACAAAGGAGAUCUACUAUUCAGCAAAGCACCUUAUGGGAGGAAGACUGAUCUCUCUUGUUUGGAUGUAAACAGAUGGUGAUCUACUCGCUUCACAGACAUCCGCAAUGCUGCUGUUUUCCAGCAGAUGCUGUAAUUAUGAUAUCACCAAGUGAUUCAAUGCCAUACCCUUUAGAUGCAACACAGCACAAUGUUAAAGUGAGCUUCACACGAGCAUGAUUAGAGACUUUCCAUUUUGAUAUCAGCAUGCACGAGACAUAUCUCACAUAAUGGAAAGGAUGUUCUUUCGGAUACCUGGCUCCAUCCCCUCCUUCUCAUCUGUUUUCAUACAAGUGCACUGGAUGAGUUUUUAAUUUGAAAUGCCAAUAAUUUAGAAGUAUAGAAAUUGAAUGUUAAAUCUUAAGGGAACAGUACAUAAAUGAGAUCUUAGCAUGAAAAAAGUUACCUGCAUUAUGGUCUAUCAACUAAGGUACUUUUGUACCCUGGUAUAUUUAAUGCAUGACAUGAGUAUUCAGCUUGUUGCAAUUCAGGCACUCUGCAGUGCCCUAUUGUCAGGGAAGCUAAAGAAAUAAAAUUCUGGAUGUUUCCGAAUUGCGAUCAAAUAUUUCAAAACCCACCUUGAGGAUGCAGAGUUUCUAAUUUAAAAAUAGUCAAAGAUACCAAAUAAAUAUUAUCAAAAAUGCAUAUAAUUAUAAUAAGCACCAAUUACAGUAUUACAUCAAUAGUGCAGUGCAUGGACCUUCUUUUACCAAGAAAAGUUAACAUAUCAUUAGUCAUGCUUCCAUUUCCACGUCACAUUUGAGUACAUAUUGGUCUGGAAUCCAGUAAAAAAAGGAUCAAUACCAAAUUUCACUUCAUAUUACAGAGAAUUAUUCAGACAUUAGUUGCUAGUGCCUUUAUCCCUUUCACCAACAGGACCAGUGAAAGUGCCUAUGUGCACAGUGGGAUUUGUUAGGUUGAGCAGAGAUGGUUUACCUUGUGUUUUAGUGUUGAUAAACUGUUGGUCACGAUGUUAAUGAUGCCAGAUGAACAAGGUUGAAACAGCACGUGAUUGUGGUCAAAAAACUAACAAAAGAUGAUCCAUGGUUGAUAUGCACAACCCAGUUUUCAUGCUGUCAUGCACUUAAUUAUGCCCUUAAGCAGCAAUGUAUUGUACUCUGCAUGUUUACCAAUCCAAUUGAAAAGGGAAUAUUCAUAAGUUUUAAACAUAUUGUAUUUAUAUCUAUUGUUUUUGUUUGUGCACCAUGCAUCUUUUCAGGGUCUCUACCUCAGUGAGGUCAUUGCAAACUUGCUGCAGAGCUGCAAGCUUCAAUGCAGGGCUUCCUAUACCAUAAUGCAAAAUGGAACCUUAAGUGUAAACUGCAGUCAUGCAACAUUGAAUGUGAGAAUCCCAAAGUAUAGCCUUUACACAAGCACUUAGGACAAAUAGUAUACCACUAACCCCGCUCCUUUCAUUCGUUUAAAGCUACGCACAAUCAGAACAUUCAUUUGUAGAGAUUGCUUGACUCUCCUAACAGGAUGAGAUUGACUGUUUUAUAUGUUGGUUUCUUUGAAACAAUGGUAUCUAAAGUUGUGCUGCUUGAAUGUGUUUCAACACAUGCGUGUAUAAGACAGUGUAAACAUUGUUAUAGUUUUAAAUCCUGCUAUCUUUGGGCAUUAUGAUGCACAGCAAAGUGCAGCCUGUUUUUUUGCAUAUCAUUUUGUUCUGUUGCUUGAAACAUUUUUUGAUAGUGAGAUUUGUUUACAUAUUUUUGCUGCCUGGAAGGAGAUGAUGGGGGCAAAAAACAUCAAACACCAUAAUGUUUCUUGGCAUAUUGUUCCAGACAGACUAACUGCAGAUUGGACAAAUUGUAAUGACUACUUGAAACUCCCCAGCUACUGUACAGCUAUACACUCAGUAAUGAGAUGAAAUUACCCAAAUAAUAGUUAGACUUUGUAAUGUAUGGUACGCUGUUUUUUUUUAAAUUUAGCACUCUCCUGACAAGGUCCUUUGAAAAAGAAGCUACACUGCAGUGCUACUUGAAUGUCAUGUAAUUGUUUAUGUCGGUGCAAUGGCUAUCCUUUGUGGUGCUAGUACAGGAGUACCAUUGUUGUCUUGUUCCCAUCACAUGUUAUUUUGGACAAGACUUUUAUCAUUCUCUAAUUCUUGUUAUUGUUUUUUUAUUGGUGGCUGGUUGGUUAGUUUUAGGGCACUAUCUGUCAUUUUAUUUGGAUGAUCUUUGUACUGUACCACUGAAGAGUGUCUGCCUCAGGCGAGGUACAAUUUCAAGAGCCUUGCUAGAUGUCAGUAACUUCUCAUGAGACCAAAAAAGAUACACAUUUGUGUCAGGGAUCUUCAAUUAGGGUUUCUCAUACAGAAGGACAUCAAUAAUACCCAAUACUAUAUAUUAUAACGCUAUAUAUAGAUACAAGGAAAUUCUCAUUAAUGCCGCUAUCAGGAAAUUGUUCGCUUUGUUAAUGAGUUUCUUGUACGACUGAUGCUUGAAAGUAGUGGUGUAUGUAACAUGUCCUGCAGGACAAUACAAAUGAUACUCUUCACAUUAGCAGUGCUGCGAGGGAAUGUUUGGAUGGUGCUAUGCAUUCAAUUACCCAACAGAAACAUGCAUUCUUAACAGCAAUAGAAAGACAGAUAACCUGUUUCUUAAAUGCUUUUUGUAAAAAAUAGGAAAACAAAUCUAUUUUGAAUGUCAGAGAAACUGCGAUCACUUGACAGAUAACUCACAACAGGGCUGUUUAUGUACCAACCUCUUACCCUCUGUUCUGUGAUUUUGUAAGGUCAGUAGAGUCCAAUGUAGAAGGUGACAUUUUAUUGAAAGAAAUCUGUGAGAAGUCUAAAUAUAGGCUUUGUAAACGUGGCGGUCCCUAUUUACCACCCAGGUCAGACUGGAGUUGUUUUGCAGUCAGGAUCAAAGCAUGCUGAAGGGUUCAGUCGAACCUAUAACACAGUCCCAAAGGAACAGCCCAUAAUGCACUUAGAGAGGAUCUAUGGCUAUAUCGUCAGUUCACUGAACUGAUCAGCUGUGUGAGUGAAAGUCAGAGAUAGUGCCUAAAUUGUUUUACAUAUUAAUUUGUUUAGCUUAUUGUUAGAUGUUAAUGCUUCUGCAAACAAACACAAGUGAGAAGAUCUAAAAAAAAAAAUGAUGUCAUUAACAUAAUUAAACUAUAAGAAAAAACAUGAAAUGUCAUGAGAACAAAAUGCAAUUUAGCUACAAUAACAUAGAGAAAAAGUAACCACUAUAUACUGCAAUUACGUAUGAAUUUCUUUAAUAAUGUGUUUUUAUUUUCCUUUUUUUGGUACACUGUAACAUGACUGAUUUAGGUAGAACAUGCCAUAUACUGAAAUAUCAAAGACAAAAUGUUCCUCUGGAAAGCCAAGUUAAGAAAACUACUGUAUUAUGAUCAAUUGCUAUAAACGAAUUGAUAUGGACAAGAAUUGUACUAUUAUAAAGAAAAAACUGUGUGGUUUGUCUUCUUGGUUUUAAGUUAAAAAACAAAACAAGAUUUAUUAAAACACCAUGUUCACAUUCUUCCAAUCUACAAUGCUACAAUGUAUCUCUACAGAAACCUACUAAUCACAAAAAACUGCAUGGUCAAUGGAAGACUGCAUGAGUUUUGCCUUUCAAACUAUGGAUCAACUAUAAUACAUAGUUGCAUCAUUUAAAAAUAAGAAACCCUUGCUUUCAUCUGCACCAAGGCUUCCUGUAAGGCCCUGUUCAGAAGUUGUUGUGUUGUGAAACGUGUCCUCCACUGGAUUUCUUAAAAGCACCUUAGCGCUGACCUCAUUACUAAGACAGCGUUGGGUAUGCGAGCCGUUUUCAGCGUGUUUGUAAUUUUCAGGUUGUGCUCGCUAGGCUCUGAAUGUGAGGUCAGGCAUUAAGGGCUAUUUUCUCAAACUUUAUCUCUAUUCUAAGACAGAAAUGCUUUUCCAAGUGACAUUUUUCCCAUUGUCAUCUCUGUCUAGACUGUAGUGAUACUGUGUUGUGGAAACGUGCCCAUCAUGUCUAAACAGGGCCUGUACCACACACCCUCAUCUGCACUACAUUGGUUUUAAGGCAUUCUUGUUCGCUAAAGGUGUUGAUGUUGGACUUCUUUCUGCCUGCUGAGGAGGCACUUAACAGGAUCAAAUGAUGGGACGUUGUGUACCUCACUCGCCAAAGGUGAUUAUUGAUGAGAAGGUCUUGUAUGCGUUAGAAGUGGCUAUGAGUUUGUCUUUCCUGUCAAGAAUGCACACUUAAUCGCUUGUAGGGAAGCAUUGGAGCAAACCGCAAAAAUAACUGAUUAAUUAUUCUGCUCUUCUUUUCAUCCUCAAGCAAACCAAACUCUGAUUGUGUUAUCUAAUCUAGCUGUCAUUGUCAUGUCGUGUUUACCAAGGGUUAUGCUACAAUGUGUUCAGUUUGUCAGAUGAUGACAAAGGCAUGGUCUGUGAUCUAUGCAAGGAUUAUUUGUUUUUGUUCUUUUCUUAAAUCACUUAUGAUUUCAUCUUACAUUAACUUAAAUAAAUUUUUAAGUAUC